Messenger RNA from Lottia gigantea (owl limpet), 1464 nucleotides. RefSeq lists its product as hypothetical. NCBI's taxonomy places the organism in Eukaryota, Metazoa, Mollusca, Gastropoda, Lottiidae. The record is from RefSeq and is a predicted model, not a curated record. Gene Ontology annotation, molecular function: fumarate hydratase activity. The transcript is spliced from 8 exons. Gene Ontology annotation, cellular component: tricarboxylic acid cycle heteromeric enzyme complex; mitochondrion. The coding region runs from base 1 to 1464 and encodes 487 amino acids. Gene Ontology annotation, biological process: fumarate metabolic process; malate metabolic process; tricarboxylic acid cycle.
AUGAUAUUUAUCUUUGAAAUUGUUAGUAUUAAUUGGAAGGCAUUAAUAAGUAAGCUCAAUAUUUUUUUUCAGACUGAUUUUAGAAUAGAGACAGAUAGUUUUGGAGAAAUUAAAGUGUCUAAAGAUAGAUAUUAUGGAGCUAAUACAGCUAGAUCUAUAAUAAAUUUUGAUAUUGGAGGGGAUAGUGAACGUAUGCCACUACCACUUAUUAAAGCAUUUGGUGUUUUAAAAAGAUGUGCAGCAAAUGUGAAUAAAGAAUUUGGAUUAGAUGAUAAGAUAGUUGAUGUCAUUACUCAAGUUUGUGAUGAGAUAAUAGAGGGCAAAUUAAAUGAUGAAUUUCCUCUUGUAAUAUGGCAGACAGGAUCUGGUACACAAACUAAUAUGAAUAUAAAUGAAGUUAUCAGUAAUAGAGGUAUAGAAAUAUUGGGUGGAGCUCUAGGCAGUAAAAAUCCAGUUCAUCCAAAUGAUCAUGUCAACAUGUCACAGAGUUCUAAUGAUACAUUCCCAACAGCCAUGCAUAUAGCAGUAGCAGUAGAAAUAAACAAUAGAUUAUUACCAUCUUUAAAAUUAUUACACAGUUCUCUAAGUCAUAAAGUACAAGAUUUCCAAGAUAUUGUGAAAAUAGGCCGAACUCAUACUCAGGAUGCAGUGCCUUUAACAUUAGGACAAGAAUUUAGUGGGUAUGUUACACAGAUAGAGUUUGGUAUAGAAAGAAUCAAAUCAACUUUACCUCGACUUUAUCAUUUAGCAGCUGGUGGUACAGCUGUUGGUACAGGGUUAAAUACAAGAAUUGGUUUUGCUGAAAAAAUAGCAGAGAAAAUAGCAGACUAUACAGGGUUACCAUUUGUAACAGCACCAAAUAAAUUUGAAGCUUUAGCUGCUCAUGAUGCUAUGGUAGAAGUCCAUGGUGCCUUGAAUGUAAUAGCAUGUAGUUUGAUGAAGAUUGCAAACGACAUCCGAUUUCUAGCGUCAGGACCAAGAUGUGGUCUAGGUGAAAUCAGUCUUCCAGAAAAUGAAGCAGGAAGCAGUAUCAUGCCAGGAAAGGUGAAUCCUACCCAAUGUGAAGCUAUUACAAUGGUGGCCGCUCAAGUCAUAGGUAAUCAAACGGCUGUGUCUGUUGGUGCCAGUAACGGCCAUUUUGAGUUAAAUGUAUUUAAGCCAAUGAUAGUGAAGAAUGUUUUACAAUCGACAAGAUUGAUAGCUGAUUCUUGUGUAUCAUUUAGCUCUAACUGUGUGGUUGGUAUUCAAGCUAAUACAGAGAAGAUUGAUCAAAGUUUAAAUGAAUCUCUUAUGUUAGUGACUGCAUUGAAUCCCCAUAUUGGAUACGACAAGGCCUGUCAAAUUGCAAAACUUGCACAUUGUGAGGGAACGUCUUUAAAAAAAGCAGCCUUAAAACUUCAAUAUUUAACAGAAUCUCAAUUUGAUGAAUGGGUUGUGGCCAAAAAUAUGAUUGGUCCAAAAUGA